Molecule: messenger RNA, 1985 nt
Organism: Cololabis saira (Pacific saury)
Lineage: Eukaryota; Metazoa; Chordata; Actinopteri; Beloniformes; Belonidae
Gene: pdcd5
Product: programmed cell death 5
Exons: 6
Coding region: 123-503 (126 amino acids)
Cellular component (GO): cytosol; nucleus
Molecular function (GO): DNA binding
Source: RefSeq, a predicted model, not a curated record
UCAGCUGUCGAUUGCUCCUCCCUGAGCUCAGAAGGCCCUGUCCUGUAGCAGUAGGUGUAGUGCAUUGUUGUACGAUAUUUCAUCCGAUUUUUACAAUUAUACGUCUACGUUACUAAUAAACAAUGGCAGACGAAGAAUUAGAAGCGAUAAGGCGACAGAGAAUGGCGCAGCUGCAGGCAAAGCACGGGGAAGGUCCAAAUAAUCAGCAAAGAGAAGAAGCCAAACAAAGGGACACAGAAAUGAGGAAUGCGGUUUUGGCUCAAGUUCUAGACCAGUCCGCCCGUGCAAGAUUGAGCAAUCUUGCAUUGGUCAAACCGGACAAGGCAAAAGCAGUUGAAAACUAUCUUUUUCAAAUGACUCGUUGUGGACAAUUAGGAGGAAAGAUUUCAGAAUCAGGCUUAAUUGAGAUCCUAGAAAAAGUCAGUCAGCAAACAGAGAAAAAGACGACUGUCACAUUCAACAGACGGAGGGUAAUGGACUCAGAUGAUGAGGAUGACUACUAACGUUCAACAGAAGCCCUGGAAUGAGCCAAGACUUCAGGAAUUUAUACACUUUUCUGGGACUCUGACAGGAUCUUUGACUGGUGUGUUGUUCUUAUCAAAAUACUGGUAUACCACACUAGCUUCUAUGUGUCUCUUGAAUUGGCACAUUUAAGACAGAAGAACAAGAACAUUAGGUUGAUAUUUUGAAAAGUUUGGAAAGCGUUAGAGAGCACACAGUGUUCAAGAAAGUUAUUUUUUGUUAUGUGCUACUCACAUUGCUACAAAUCUGUACAACGUGUGAUGUACUCCUGUUACCUGAUGCACUGUUUGACUCCUUGUUUCCACAACAGUUACUUUUUUUCCAUAGAUAUUAAGCUCUGAUCUUGAGAAACAUAAGAAGCUAGACAAAUAUAAAAUAUACUGUUGAAGGUGCAUCAUAUCUGGACUGCACUGUGAACACAAUUCCUUUCUUUAUUCAAAAGGUUCAUAUUUCAUGAGUUUGGGAUGUCAUAGUUAGAUUUUUUUUUUGGGGGGGGGGGCAACAAAAGUUUACAUGGAAGUAAAAUAAAAAUAAAAAGCCUUAAAUCCUUGCUAUUGUAGUGAACCAUUUCUACCAUGACUGAAUAUUCAACCUUCUCCAAAGUGUUUCAUGUGGGAUAUCAUGCAAAUAACUGUGUUGCCGAGAACACUUUGCAGCAUCAACAAAUGGUAACCUCACCGUCAUAAGAGAAUGGAUUAUAGGUUUAUGAUUGGACAACAGACUACAUUUUGUUGAAACAAUAAGUUCAAAAUUUGAAUAUAAUUUCAGAAGCUAGAGUUGACAAAUUGCCAAAUGUAUACAAGAACUUGGAAAUAAAAAUCGCGGAGGAGAAAUAUGCUUGUUUUUCUUCAUUAAAAAAAAAAAAAUCUAUGAAGUAGAUGACUGUUAUCUCCAGCAAUAUUUGAGCUAAUAAACUCUGUUAAAACAAACGACAUGUAGUGUUGAGCCUCAUCUAAAAAGACAAGAUCUGCCUGUGUGUGAGAGAAACAUUCUGCAAACAAACGUGUAAGUAGUUGAUUGAACAUUUGCUGCAAUGUUAAUGAUGGACUUACAAGUCUGCACAAGUGCUAAACAUGUAUCUUUAGUAUUGCCAGGUGACAGUGUGUCCCUAUGGUGCUUUGCAGUAUGCCAUUGUUUAGUGUGGCACUAUUUUCUGUUUAAUUCUCAUAAGGUUGUAGAACUAAUACAAUGUCUGUUUCAGUACCAAAUGUAAUGGCCAUGUGACUGAUAUUCAUGCCUACAAAGUGUGGACACAAAAUAAUGAUGUGUAUACAGUUUAUGUGUAUAUACUAAGUUUAUGCCAUACGUUCCUGGAAGUUGCUGAAGUAAUCGCCUUUGCAUCUAAUAGUUAUCAAAUGAAUAACCUCCGUCUGAAAAGCAGUAGGGUGGGUGAAUUAAGCUCUUUUUGUAUUAUUACCAUUGCCUGUUUAGGGGGAAAUGAGUCACAUUAAAUUUGAGUGUUG